CUCCGCGCACUUCCACUGACAUUUUCUGGAUUAUAUUCCUCUCGUAAAACUCCCAUCCGCUGUUUAGCUUCGCUGACAAGCGAGCGAAAUUCGCAGAUGAAUUGCUCGCAAAUAAACCCCACUGAUAAUAACGACACUUCGAUGCUUUCCUCGGAUUCGCGCAAUAUUCCUUCACAUCUUUUACCACGCAUCUUUAUUUCCCAAUAAUGUAAAAUUGUGCAACCUCAUGAUUUAUAAAAAAUAACGUACAGAUUCGCAUACUUUUGUCCUGAGAGAGAGAGAGAGAGAGAGGAGUAUAUUAUUCAAAAUUAAUACGACGGUUAGGGGGGAAAUAUGCGGCUAGAAGAAGAAAUCCUCGUAGUCCCGCGCGCUCUCUUCGACGACACAUUAAAUGUUAAAGAACGCUCUAAUGGCGUACCAUUACUAAUUCAUGAGAAUAGGCGUUGACAACAUAUGCUUUGCUGUAUUUUCUUCUCCGUAACCUGAGUUGUAACAUUUCAAAGUACAGCAAGAUAUGAGAGGGUCAUUACUGCCCGAGUGAGACUUUAUCGAAACGCAGGCCCGGAGAAUUAUGGACAUACUGCCGCUAAACUUUCGAGUUUUAUCGUUUUGCGGCGCGUGGAGCGAACAAAAAGGCAGCAAUUCUUUCGUCCGUUUUUUAAGUCUCUGCUACAGGUACUCUAUAGUGUUAUUAAUAUACGAGUUUACGAUAUCGGAAGUGAUCGAACUCGUGAGGACGCGCGACCACGUUGAAGAUAUAACAGAAGGACUCUUUGUAACUCUGACUUAUGUAGCCCUGUGCUUUAAGUACGGAAAUUUCCUGGUGCGUCGAGACGAGAUGUCUGCAUUGUUGAACUGUUUUCGAGGUCAGACGUGCCAGCCGAAGAACUCCGAGGAACAGAUGAUCCUGAUCAAAUACGACCGCAAAGCUAGGUGGUGCGUUAGAACCUUCAUGAGCAUGUCCCAAGCUACCUGCUUGGCCUUUGUGUUCGCUCCUAUUGUGGGACCGCAAGACACCGACAGGCCGUUGCCUUUCAAGACGUAUAUACCAUAUUCCAUAUCCGAUUGGUACAUAUACGUGCUGACGUACUUGCAGCAAACAGCUGCUCCAUUUUACGGGGUUCUGCUUAGCGUCUCCUUCGACGCCCUUGUUUACGGCUUUACUCUUCGUACUUGUGGACAGAUCGAGUUGCUGUGCCACCGUCUGUCGGAGAUCUUCGAGGAUCAAUUCAAUGUAAAUCAGUAUCGGAUUAAAUCGAACAAGACAGUGGUAAUCGGCGAGUGCGUGAGGCAUCAUCUGCGCGUGCACGAGCUCGUCAGCAGGAUACAGUCGUUGUUCGUGUGGACUGUCACGAUCUUGUUCAUAUUCAGCAUGGUCACCCUGUGCACCAGUAUUUUUCAAAUGUCCAAGAAGAGACUUCUCAGCGUCGGAUUCCUCUCAUUGGUCCUGUACUUCGGAUGCAUGCUGUUCCAAGUGUUUUUCUACUGCUGGUACGGAAACGAGCUGCAGCUGAAGAGCAAGAGCAUCAGCGACGCUAUUUAUUCGAGCAAUUGGACGACCGCCACGUUGCAAGAUCGCAGGAGUUUGCUGUUCGUGAUGACUAUCAGUCAGAGAGGAUUGAUGCUGUCCUAUUACGGCAUCUUCAACUUGGCCCUCGACACUUUCACCUGGUACGGAAAUUUCCUGGUGCGACGAGACGAGAUGUCUGCAUUGUUGAACUGUUUUCGAGGUCAGACGUGCCAGCCGAAGAACUCCGAGGAACGGACGAUUCUGAUUAAAUACGACCGCAAAGCUAGGUGGUGCGUUAGAACCUUCAUGAGCAUGUGCCAAGCUGCCUGCUUGGCCUUUGUGUUGGCUCCUAUUGUGGGACCGCAAGACACCGACAGGCCGUUGCCUUUUAAGACGUAUAUACCAUAUUCCAUAUCCGAUUGGUAUAUAUACGUGCUGACGUACUUGCAGCAUGCAGCUGCUACAUUUUACGGAAUCCUGCUUAACGUCUCCUUCGACGCCCUUGUUUAUGGCUUUACUCUUCACGCUUGCGGACAGAUCGAGUUGCUGUGCCACCGUCUGUCGGAGAUCUUCGAGGAUCAUCUCAAUGUAAAUCAGUAUCGGAUCAAAUCGAACAAGGCGGUGGUAAUCGGCGAAUGCGUGAGGCAUCAUCUGCGCGUGCACGAGCUCGUCAACAGGAUACAGUCGUUGUUCGUGUGGACUGUGACGAUCUUGUUCAUUUUCAGCAUGGUCACCCUGUGCACCAUAUCUAGCUGUGCGAUGUUCGGCAUAUCGCCGUGCCAGCGGGAAUAUACUGACCGGAAGUUUGCUUCGCAGAAGAGGCUCCUCAGUGUCGGAUUCCUCUCAUUGGUCCUGUACCUCGGAUGCAUGCUGUUCCAAGUGUUCUUCUACUGCUGGUACGGAAACGAGCUGCAGCUGAAGAGCAAGAGCAUCAGCGACGCUAUUUAUUCGAGCAAUUGGACGACCGCCACGUUGCAAGAUCGUAGGAGCUUGCUAUUCGUGAUGACUAUCAGUCAGAGGGGAUUGAAGCUGUCCUAUUACGGCAUCUUCAACUUGGCUCUCGACACUUUCACCUGGGUAUUGAAGACGUCUUAUUCCGUCUUUAACGUUCUGCAACAGGCAUCGGUGACAGAGAUUAUGGACAUCCUACCGGUGAACUUCAAAGUUCUGUGGUUCUGCGGCGUGUGGAGCGAACGAAAAGAGAGCGAUCCUCUCGUUCGUUUCUUAAGUCUCUGCUACAGGUACUCUAUAGUGUUAUUAAUAUACGAGUUUACGAUAUCGGAAGUGAUUGAACUUGUGAGGACGCGCGACCACAUUGAAGAUAUAACAGAGGGACUCUUCCUAACUCUGACUUAUGUAGCCCUGUGCAUUAAAUACGGAAAUUUUCUGGUGCGACGGGACGAGAUGUCUGCAUUGUUGGACUGUUUUCGAGGUGAGACGUGCCAGCCGAAGAACUCCGAGGAACAGAUGAUCCUGAUCAAAUACGACCGUAAAGUCAAGUGGUGCGUCAGAACUUUCAUGAGCAUGUCCCAAGCUACCUGCUGGGCCCUUGUAUUCGCUCCUAUUGUGGGACCGCAAGACACCGAUAGGCCGUUGCCUUUCAAGACUUACAUGCCAUACUCUAUAUCCGAUUGGUACUUAUACGUACUGACGUACUUGCAGCAUGUGGCUGCUAUAUUUUACGGGGUCCUGCUCAACGUCUCCUUCGAUUCUCUCGUUUACGGCUUCACUCUUCACGCCUGCGGACAGAUCGAGUUGCUGUGCCACCGUCUGUCGGAGAUCUUCGAGGAUCACCUCAAUGUAAAUCAGUAUCGGAUCAAAUCGAACAAGGCGGUGGUAAUCGGCGAGUGCGUGAGGCAUCAUCUGCGCGUGCACGAGCUCGUCAGCAGGAUACAGUCGUUGUUCGUGUGGACUGUGACGAUCUUGUUCAUUUUCAGCAUGGUCACCCUGUGCACCAGUAUUUUCCAAAUGUCCAAGAAGAGGCUCCUCAGCGUCGGAUUCCUGUCAUUGGUCCUGUACCUCGGAUGCAUGCUGUUCCAAGUGUUCUUCUACUGCUGGUACGGAAACGAGCUGCAGCUGAAGAGCAAGAGCAUCAGCGACGCUAUUUAUUCGAGCAAUUGGACGACCGCCACGUUGCAAGAUCGCAGGAGUUUACUGUUCGUGAUGACUAUCAGUCAGAGGGGAUUGAAGCUGUCCUAUUACGGCAUCUUCAACUUGGCUCUCGAUACUUUCACCUGGAUAUUGAAAACUUCCUAUUCCGCCUUCAACGUUCUGCAACAGGCGUCAAUGUGACAAAGAAGAUCUUGUAUCAUUAAAAGGAACAAUACGUUGUA
Molecule: messenger RNA, 3843 nt
Organism: Harpegnathos saltator (Jerdon's jumping ant)
Lineage: Eukaryota; Metazoa; Arthropoda; Insecta; Hymenoptera; Formicidae
Exons: 16
Coding region: 572-3802 (1076 amino acids)
Biological process (GO): detection of chemical stimulus involved in sensory perception of smell; sensory perception of smell
Cellular component (GO): plasma membrane
Molecular function (GO): odorant binding; olfactory receptor activity
Source: RefSeq, a predicted model, not a curated record